This is a messenger RNA of Thecamonas trahens ATCC 50062, 1633 nucleotides long. RefSeq lists its product as uncharacterized. Bases 74 to 1633 code for a protein of 519 amino acids. The record is from RefSeq and is a predicted model, not a curated record. Lineage: Eukaryota; Apusomonadida; Apusomonadidae. The transcript has 2 exons. Gene Ontology annotation, biological process: plasma membrane organization.
UGUCCCCUCCCCCUCCCACCCCUGCCCUCACCACACACACACACACACACACACACACAGAGAAGUCAAGGGGAUGGAAAACGUGGACAAGUGCAUCCGCGCUUCACAAGACACGCUCUCCCGCCUCAAGACACGCCAGCCAAAGGUGUGGGAUGAGAUCCUCAAGGCAAUGGGCAAGUUCCAGGACGCAGUGGAAGGCCUGGCGGACGCAGCGAGCGACCUCGGCUCGGCGUUUUCCAAGGCGGCCAAGCUGAGCAACUCGGUGGAGAAGGUCGGCGGUGACAAAGUCGGCGAACUGGCCGGAGAGCUAGCGUCGGGCCUCAAGCGGUAUGGGUCGGCCCAGAAGGGCGUAGCGGCGCGGAUAUCAUCGGGCUUUGUGCAGCCGAUGCGGUCGCGGGCGUCCAAGUACAAGGGCAACACCAGCGAACUCGAGAGCAAGCACUCGAAGCAGACCAAGUCGCUCGGGUCGACGCUCACCAAGGCCGAGAAGGAGCUGGAAAAGUGGCGGAAGAAGCGGGCAAAGGGCAAGGGCGACCAAGAGACGCUCGAGCGUGCAGAAUCUGAGCACGCCGAGUCCAAGGCCAACAUGAUUGCUUUCCAGACCAAGUUCCUCAACAAUGUCGUCAUCGAGGAGCACCGCAGGUUCUGCUACAUGCUCAACCUUUACGCCUCGGUGGCAGAGGUCCAGGUUGCUGCCGCUGAUGGCUUUGCUUCGACGCUCCGCGCCAUCGGCCCGCGCAUGGCUCACCUUGACCCGACAACCACGUCGGUCCGCGUGCCCGAGGCGCCGCCGGCGCCCGGCCAGCCGUCGCAGAUCCAGGUGACGAUGAAGCCGAGUCCACCGGCCACCGCAGACGCGCCGGCGACGCCGGCUGACUCGGCCAUGUCGUCGUACUCGAACGGCUCGCCCGCCGGCGAGCCAGCGCCAGGCCUGACUCGUGCGUCAUCGACGAGCCACCUCGGCAUGCCACCAGCCACGGGCUCUAUCGGUGGCGGUGCAGGCUCGAAUUUCUCCUCGCUCUCCUCGUUUUCCUCGGCCAACUCGGGCACCGCCUUUGACUUUACUGGUGGCUCCGCGGGCGCAUCGAGCGGGGCAAACCCCUCAGCCACCACCGCCGGCAUUCCUCCCGAGCUCGCCACCUUUUCCAAUCUUGCCGCCCCGCCGCCGCUCCAGUCGUACAUGAUGCCAAAGGACUCGGUCCUCGGCCCCGACGGCAUGCCCGCUGUCGGCGCCCCGCCGCCGCUCUCCUCGUACUCUAACAUCACCGGCAUGCCUGGUGGGAGUGGGUACGGCAUGCCUGGCGGAGGGCCACCGACUCCUAGCGCGACGGCCGGCCUCCCGCCGCCGAUGCCCUCAGUCAUGGGUGGGGUCGGGCCUGGAGGUGCUGCUGGUCUCCCGCCGCCAAUGGCCUCGGUCAUGGCCGGCCCGGGCGGGGUCGGGCGUGGAGGCGCCGCCGGACUCCCGCCGCCGAUGGCCUCAGUCAUGGGCGCCCGAACCGAUGCCACCGCUGGCCCGCCACCGCCGCUCGCCUCAUACAUGCAGACUCAGUCCGACGGCGGCAUGACUGGCGGACCGCCGCCGCUCAACUCGUACAUGCAGACAACGGCCCCGCAGCCGCCGCCACGGCAUUGA